Molecule: messenger RNA, 717 nt
Organism: Equus caballus (horse)
Lineage: Eukaryota; Metazoa; Chordata; Mammalia; Perissodactyla; Equidae
Source: RefSeq, a predicted model, not a curated record
AUGGACUUGGCUCUUGGCUUUCAGCUCUGCCACUUUCUGAAUGACCAUAUCAUUGAGGAUGCUCUCAGCUGCAAGCAACGAAAAACGCAAUGGAACCUGGCCAACUCAACCUUUCUUAACUCCCUUAAACAGAAGGUCCAGGGAGAGGGCUGUGCCCGGGUUGGAAACCAACUUUGUUCUGCCCUCUCCCCAUUUCCCUUUUAUGAUCUGGAAUUACAAGGGGCCCAAGAGGACCUGGGCAUUUCCCUCCCUAGUCCCCUGGGGGACCAUGGAGCCAGGUCAGGAAACAGGGCAGAGGGCAGGAGCGGCGUCUGUCUCCAGCCCUCUGGAAUGCUGUUUCCUAUCUGUAGAAUGGGGAUAGGUUACUGCUUCUUGUCAUCUCUGCUACUUCGUGUCAUCUCUGCUGCUUUGCAGAGGCAGCUGCUUGCUCCUUACCCUAGGCAGGUGGUCCACACCUGUCUCUAUGCUCCUCUUCUUUCCCCCAAGUGUCCUCCUGGGGCUGGCAAGUUGUCUCAGGUUCCAGCUAAUGCCUCCAGACCAGGUUGGGUCCAAGGAAACACAUGGGCCUCCUCCACUACAAAACUUGAUUCCAGAAGCCUGAAAGUGGCUUCCAGCCCCUCCCACCUGCCUGUGCCAUGCACUCUCCCACUUCCUUUCUCCCAGAUGUGUCUCUGGGGGCUGCUGCUUAGGAAACUCCAGCUGGGGGAGAACAUGUGA